AUGAACUCGGAUGAGAAAGCAUCAUUGAAAGAGCUCGAUGGGUGGAUUGAGCUACUAAACGAAUGCAAACAGUUACCGGAGAAUCAAGUUCGAACAUUGUGCGAAAAGGCUAAAGAGAUUCUUGCGAAGGAAUCGAACGUCCAAGAAGUCAAGUGUCCGGUCACCGUCUGCGGAGAUGUUCACGGCCAAUUUCACGAUCUCAUGGAGUUGUUCCGAAUCGGUGGCAGAUCACCUGAUACCAACUACCUAUUCAUGGGGGACUAUGUUGAUAGAGGGUAUUACUCCGUUGAAACCGUGACUCUGCUCGUAGCUUUGAAGGUCCGCUACAAGGACAGGAUAACUAUUCUGCGCGGUAACCAUGAAUCCCGUCAGAUCACACAGGUGUACGGAUUUUAUGAUGAAUGUCUUCGGAAGUACGGCAAUGCGAACGUUUGGAAGUACUUCACGGAUUUAUUCGACUACUUGCCGCUCACAGCACUUGUUGACUCGCAGAUUUUCUGCCUUCACGGGGGAUUAAGUCCGUCAAUUGACUCUCUUGACCACAUCAAAGCCCUCGAUAGACUCCAGGAAGUUCCUCAUGAAGGACCUAUGUGCGAUUUGCUAUGGUCAGAUCCAGAUGACCGUGGCGGCUGGGGAAUUUCUCCUCGUGGUGCGGGUUAUACUUUCGGGCAAGAUAUUUCCGAAACAUUCAAUCACUCGAAUGGGUUGACUCUGGUGGCCCGAGCGCAUCAGCUGGUGAUGGAAGGAUACAACUGGUGUCACGAUAGAAAUGUUGUUACGAUUUUCUCGGCUCCCAAUUACUGCUACCGUUGUGGGAACCAAGCUGCUAUCAUGGAACUGGACGACUGCCUGAAGUACUCUUUCUUGCAGUUCGAUCCUGCUCCCCGUCGUGGAGAGCCGCAUGUUACUAGGAGGACCCCUGAUUAUUUCUUGUGA
Molecule: messenger RNA, 936 nt
Organism: Notodromas monacha
Lineage: Eukaryota; Metazoa; Arthropoda; Ostracoda; Podocopida; Cyprididae
Source: the annotation of a GenBank genome assembly